AUGAGUCCUUUACCUUCACAUACGAAUGGCGCUGAGGUGAGGAAGGGGACAUUUCCGCUGAGUAACUCUUCGAGGCAGAAGCCUAGGAAGUUUGUCCUCCUGCGAAUGCUUGUAUGGGCUGAGCUCACGAUGAGAUAGGUGGCCGCUGGUGUUUCGUUUCAUCAAGGGAGCUAUUCACCAUGGUAUUGACCGCCUAUUCCCACCAUCAAAGCCCUGCGAACAGCUAAUCAAGACCUAGUGAUCCUGAUACCCGUCCUCCUUCACACUCUCUUCACCGUAGCUGUCGUGCUCGUCCACCGCCUUCUCGGUGUAGACCUUGCUCUCCCCUCCUCCAUUGUUCCCUCCCUCUCCAUCGUCGUUGGUCUUAUGCUCGUUUUCCGAAAUAGCAGCUCCUACGAGCGUUACUGGGGCGGCCGCACAGCCUUGCAGCAGAUUGUUAACAACGUUCGCAAUCUCGUUCGCUCCUUCCUCGUCUGCGGACCCCUCUCCGACGAGUCGGAUAGGGCCGAGACGGAGAAGACUGUGAAAACCCUCGUUGCGAUGCUCUACGCUGUCAAGAACCACCUGAGGGGGAAUUGGGAAGCACCGGCAUUCCAGCCAGAGUUUGCUAGUCUGAUGCCCGAGGGGUUUAGAGGGCAUGAGGCGGAGGGUGUGGGGUUACCGAUGGAAUUGGCGUUCGUGGUCGAGAGGUAUAUCAAGAGGGGCGUUAAGAAGGGGGCUUUUAAUGCGCCGCAGUCGGCUAAUUUGAGUGCGUCGCUGAAUGCGGUUAUUAUGGCUUAUGGGAAUAUGGAGACUAUUAAGUGAGCGGCUGUUGGUGAGUUAGGUUUUUGGAGUGAGUCACUAAUGGUAGCUGUAGAUUGACUCCCAUACCUGUUUGUCAGCAGUAAGUUGUCCUGGUGGGGGUGAGCGAGCGCAUGUGUCGAUUGACAUCGUUAGGAUCCAUCAAAAGCAGGUGUUGGCCUUAUACUGCUGUAUUCUUCCGUUCUGCCUUUUGGACGAUAUGGGAUGGUAGGGGCCUGGCGCGUGUAAGCCGUUACUUGGGAAGUUUUAUUGACAAUUCUAGGUGGACUAUUCCCGUCAUCACUCUUGUCUGCUUUACUCUCUACGGUAUCGAGGGGUGUGUGAUAUCCUGUGAUCGACUUGGUGAGUUUGGGCUAACAUCAACUAGCAUCGGAGAGGAAUUGGAGGAUCCUUUCGGAUAUGACAAGAAUGAUAUCAGGAUUGAUGCUAUCAUCGAAGACUGCAGACUGGAGGUUAUGGUUCUCCUCGAGAGCUGGAAAAAGGGUGGCGAGGAGUACUACUUGUAGGAGGUUGGAGAUGAUAAUAAUAUUAUGAUGUAAUACCCGGUGUGGCGUUUGUUUUUGGGCGUGCUGCAUUUCGGUUUUUAUGAUACUCAUUCUUAGUGCCCUUGAUCGUUUUAUUUUUCGUUAAACUUUUAAAAUUGAGCAUGGUAGGUGAGUUUUGUAGGAUGGGGCUGGGAUCGAUGGAUCUCGUUGUUAACGUGAUGUCUUAUGUAACUUAGUGGUCUAUCAUAGCAAUGAAACUUGGAUUGCGGUGG
Molecule: messenger RNA, 1558 nt
Organism: Tuber aestivum (summer truffle)
Lineage: Eukaryota; Fungi; Ascomycota; Pezizomycetes; Pezizales; Tuberaceae
Source: the annotation of a GenBank genome assembly